AUGCUUGGCAUUGAAAGCAGCUGCGACGACACUGCAGCGGCCGUGGUAACAAGCGACGGCCGCGUCCUGGGCGAGGCGAUUGCGGGCCAGGCCGCCAUCCACGCGCCCUACGGCGGGGUGCACCCCGCGCUCGCGUCCCAGGCGCACGCCGCCGCCAUCGACCGCGUCGUUGCAGACGCCCUCUCGCGCGCCGGCCUGUCGCAGCACGACCUGUCCGCCGUCGCGGUGACCGUGGGGCCGGGCCUCAGCCUGUGCCUGGACGUCGGCGUGCGCAAGGCGCGCGCAGUCAGCCGCGCGGCGGCGCUGCCGCUGGUGCCGGUGCACCACAUGGAGGCGCACACGCUCGUGGCGCGCCUCGCGGGGCUCGCGGCGCAUGCAGCGAGCGGCGGCGACGGCGGCGGCGUGCUUCGGGACGGCGAGCCGGCGCCGGCGUUCCCAUUCUUGUGCCUGCUUGUGUCUGGCGGCCACAACCUGCUGGUGGUGGUGCGGGGCGUGGGCGACUACCUGCAGCUGGGGUCCACCCUGGACGACGCCCUGGGCGAGGCGUACGACAAGGUGGCGCGCAUGCUGGGCCUGGAGCUCAACCCUCACGGGGGCGCUGCGCUCGAGGCCGCCGCUCGGCUCGGCGAUGCGUCGCGCUACGCGCUGUCCGUGCCCAUGCAGAAGCACGCCAACUGCGACUUCUCGUUCGCGGGGCUCAAGACGGGGGUGCGGCUCUGCAUUGAGAGCGAGCUGCCGCCAGAGGGCGACCCUGGGCGGCAGCAGGCAGUGGCCGAUAUCGCUGCAUCAUUCCAGUCGGUUGCAACACAGCACCUGUGCCAGAGGGUGCGGCGCGGGAUAGGCUGGGCGCGGGACUCACUGCAGGGCGGCAGCAGCGCUGGCAGCGGCGGCAGCAGCAACAGCAGCAGCAGCAGCAGCAGCAGCAGCGAUGGCGGGAGCGGCAGCGGGCUGGACGGCAGUGCUGCAGCGCUGCGGCACUUGGUGGUUGCGGGCGGCGUUGCAUCAAACCAGUACAUCAGGCAGCAGCUGGCGCAGGUGGCGGAAGCUGCCGGCCUGCAGCUGGUAGUGCCCCCUGCGCGGUGGUGCACUGACAACGGUGUAAUGGUGGCGUGGGCCGGGAUAGAGAGGUACCGGCUGGGGCUCUACCAGCCGCCCCUAGGCCCACUGCAGCUGGCGGCAGGGGAAGAGCAGGAGUGGGUGGAUUUGCGGCCGCGCUGGCCGCUCACUGCUGAGAAGCACGGGGGCAGCACGCCGCAGGUGCGCAGCAGCAAGGCAGCCUCCAGCAUGGCGCGCAGCCUUACGGACGAGACGCGCGACGCGCUCGCGACGCUGGGGAGCGCUGCUGCGGGCGAGGCAGAAGAGGCGACGAGGCUCGCAGGCGGCGGAGCAGGCGCGGAGCGGCAAUGGGCCUCGACUAAGACGGCUGCAGGGGAGGCUGGGGUGGGCGCUGCCAGCUGCUUGUAA
Monoraphidium neglectum is the source of this 1464-nucleotide messenger RNA. Its product is annotated as O-sialoglycoprotein endopeptidase. Gene Ontology annotation, cellular component: mitochondrion. NCBI's taxonomy places the organism in Eukaryota, Viridiplantae, Chlorophyta, Chlorophyceae, Sphaeropleales, Selenastraceae. The record is from RefSeq and is a predicted model, not a curated record. The transcript is spliced from 5 exons. Bases 1 to 1464 code for a protein of 487 amino acids. Gene Ontology annotation, biological process: tRNA threonylcarbamoyladenosine modification.